Messenger RNA from Cydia amplana, 704 nucleotides. It is a transcript of the gene SmD3, whose product is annotated as small nuclear ribonucleoprotein Sm D3. Gene Ontology annotation, cellular component: catalytic step 2 spliceosome; spliceosomal tri-snRNP complex; U5 snRNP. The record is from RefSeq and is a predicted model, not a curated record. The transcript has 2 exons. Gene Ontology annotation, molecular function: RNA binding. NCBI's taxonomy places the organism in Eukaryota, Metazoa, Arthropoda, Insecta, Lepidoptera, Tortricidae. The coding region runs from base 146 to 538 and encodes 130 amino acids. Gene Ontology annotation, biological process: spliceosomal snRNP assembly; RNA processing.
ACAACUGUCAUUCGGUCAGCGUCCCCUCUGCCGCCAUUAUUAUCGUAAUUUCCUUGCGAAAUUGCGGUAUAAAUCGCUAAAUAUCCCCUCAACUUUUUGAUAAUCUCGUGAUUUUGAUAGACUAUUUGUCCUUAAAGUCUCCAAUAUGUCUAUCGGUGUGCCUAUUAAAGUACUUCACGAAGCCGAAGGUCACGUAGUGACCUGCGAAACGAAUACCGGUGAAGUAUACCGGGGGAAGCUAAUCGAGGCUGAAGACAACAUGAACUGCACGAUGACGCAGGUGACGGUGACUUACCGCGACGGCCGCGUCGCUCAGCUGGAGAACGUGUACAUCCGGGGCUCGAAGAUCCGCUUCCUCAUCCUGCCCGACAUGCUGAAGAAUGCGCCGAUGUUUAAGCGGCAAGGGAACAAGCCGACGGCAGGACGCGGGAAGAGCGCUAUACUAAGGGCACAAGCUGCAGGCCGAGGUAGACCGGGCGGGAGAGGCGGCGGGCACCGCGGAGGCUGGCAAGGUGGCUCCGGGCCUUCGAGACGUUAGUCCACACUCACCAUACAGUAGGCUAGGCUAGACUAAGUUUUAUUAUUCUUCUGCAGGCUCACUGCCGCACCUUGUAUGUAAGUUACAUAAUACACUAUUGCCAAUGAAUCAGCAUUUUAUUGGCAGUUGUACUGUCUGAGGAUACUUUUAGUUUAUUUUGUUGUGA